AUGGUCUUCUACAAUCGAGUAUAUCAUCUCGACGAGUUCAUCUAUAUCCACAAAGGAGGGUCUGAAGCAAUGUUGAGGAAUUGCCGCAAAGACGCCACUUGGGCGUUCGAAAACCUUCAGUGCAUUGCCAUGGUUCCAGAUCAUUUUGAAGGGAUGCUCAAUAUGUGUCACAAUUACAUUGUGGGCGUCAUCAAAGACAGCCCGGAAGACCCUUGUGCUCAAAGCGAAUGGGUCGAACCUCACUAUCCCUACCCUGACUUCGACGCUUGCGAUGUGUACCACAACAUCACUUGCUCGGCUCUCGGAAACGACGAGGAAAUGCUCCCAAUGGACCCACAGUUGGUUGACAAGAACAUGUUCCCACUCGAUCGUCGUUGGACGUUGGAGCAAGUUCAAGCAACCUUAGAAGAGUACCCCGUUGAUAUGGCCACCAAUACAUCCGCUCACUGCUAUACGAUCCUUCACGACUGGGUAUAUGAUCUGGGCGUUUCCCCCUUGGACGGAAGUGCUCCAUUCUACCUAAAGCAUGGCAACGGUUGGUAUCCCCAAGAGAUCUUGCGAUGGUGUGGAGAAGACAUGACCCAGAACUUCGAUGCACUUAUUGAUGAAGAACGCGAGUGCGUUCCAGAUCACACCAAGGGCGGAAUGAAUGUCCUAUCAGGAUACGUUGUGGGAGUUGUCAAAGAAUCGCAUGUUGAUCCUUGUGUCUAUCCUCCGCCCACAUCUUGCGAAACAUUUCAUGCCCAAAACCUAGGGCACUAUACCUACGAUAACUUUGACAAGAUCCCAGGGGCCGACUGUCCCGUAGUCAUCAUGGACAAAGUUUAUGACUUGGGAGAAUUCAUGCAGUAUCACCCAGGUGGUACUGGUCAGAUCCGUGGCGCCUGCAAAAAGGAUGUGACAAGCCAAUGUAAGUCGUUGGUAGUAUUUUGUAUGGCAGCAAACAUCGUCGACAACAUCACUCACAUUGCAGCUUGA
Messenger RNA from Seminavis robusta, 978 nucleotides. NCBI's taxonomy places the organism in Eukaryota, Bacillariophyta, Bacillariophyceae, Naviculales, Naviculaceae. The record is from the annotation of a GenBank genome assembly.